Messenger RNA from Carassius auratus (goldfish), 5392 nucleotides. RefSeq names its product zinc finger FYVE domain-containing protein 9-like. The transcript is spliced from 16 exons. Gene Ontology annotation, biological process: endosomal transport. Gene Ontology annotation, molecular function: metal ion binding. NCBI's taxonomy places the organism in Eukaryota, Metazoa, Chordata, Actinopteri, Cypriniformes, Cyprinidae. Gene Ontology annotation, cellular component: early endosome membrane. The coding region runs from base 292 to 2628 and encodes 778 amino acids. The record is from RefSeq and is a predicted model, not a curated record.
UCGUCGCAACAUUGUGUCCCUCUCUGACUUCUCAAGUGAUUGCGACGCCCUCGUGAACGCGCAUUGAUCUCGCGCAGACCUCUGAUGACGAGCGCACAGAGGUGGCGAUGGGAUACAGAGAUCCUGCCAAGCAUCCAUGACACUGGGCUGCCGGAAAUGAAUAUAACUGACUCAUCUAUUGGCAGGACAUUGUGUGGGCCACGUCGUGAUGGUUUAAGGCUAAAACAAAGCUCAUGGUGGGCUAAAGUAUGAUCAGUAACCCUCUCGCUUUGAGCUCCCUCCACUGAGACUAUGAGGCAAGCAGUAACCGCCAGUCUGUCUGUGUGGGGCGAGAGGCGUUUUGGAUACUCCACCCUCAAGGACUCCAGCGAGUCGCUGCUGGACGAGCGCAAGCUUAGGCCUGGACUGAAAGAGGACUCUGUCAUCGAAGAGAAAGAGCGGGCUGAGAAUGAGCAAGAGCAGCUGGAGGCUGUGCUGGGACUUCCAUCCUCUCCUGUGGAGGACACCCACCAAACAGACAGCAUGGAGCCCUCAGACCCCACCCUAGACUGCAAGAAGGGUGGUGGGAUGGAAGCGUCUCUAGUGUGUGGUGGGAGGAAGGGUUCACUUGGUGCUCUGCCCAUGCAGCGCUGCAGUUCUCUGGGCACCACGGCUCCACAGUGGGUCCCUGAUUCUCAGGCACCAGCAUGCAUGAAAUGUGGAUCCAAAUUCUCCUUCACCAAAAGACGUCAUCACUGCAGAGCGUGUGGGAAGGUGUUUUGUGUGGUGUGCUGUGACCUCCGAUACAAACUGACUCAUCUCGGCGGGAAAGAGGGACGUGUCUGUGUCACCUGUCAUUCAACUUUGAUGAACCGGACGCUUCGCAAGGACCAGAAGAAGGUCUGGUUUGCAGAUAAUCUUCUUCCUCAGUCUGAGAGUAGAAGUGCCAACAGCUCUCCUCUUCACAGGAGUGUGUCCCACACAGAGAGGGCUGAGCUCGCUCAGGCCGAAGUAUCUGAGCUCAGAGCUGGAGAUGAAGUCAGCAGCAACUCUACAAAACCCACUCCACCAAAGGACCUUCCCCCUAUUCUGACCUCAACAGGGGUCAAAGGAGACUACACUCUGGAGGAGAAGAGAACAGAGUCGUCGCUCUUAGAGGAGCUGGAGAGAGGUCUUGCAGCGCCUCUGGUGUUUGUGCUGAACGCAAACCUGCUGGCCGUUGUGAAGAUUGUCAGCUAUGUGAACCGGCGGUGUUGGUGUGUGAUGUCGAAGGGCAUGCAUGCUGUGGGACAGCCAGAGGUGGUCAUUUUACUGCAGUGUUUGCCUGAAGAGAAGAGAUUCCCCACGGAUAUUUUCAAUCAUUUCAUUCAGAUCUACUGGGAUGCCCAGACAGCAGGAAAGCUUCUGAAUCACCUGAGUCACUCUUUGGUGUCCCGAGGGUUUCUGGGUAAUAACGAGCAUGCUGGAUUUCUUUACGUGCGUCCGACGUUUCAGUCUCUGGAGGGCCUGCCUUUGCCUGCGCCGCCCUUCCUGUUCGGGGUCCUCAUGCUCCGUGCAGAGGCUCCAUGGGCCAAAGCCUUUCCCUUGAGACUCAUGCUGCGUUUAGGAGCGGAGUACAGAUUCUAUCCCUGUCCCUUGUUCAGUGUGCGCUUCAGAGAGCCUCUCUUCGGACCCGUCAACAACAGUAUAAUGAGACUCUUAGUGGAUUUCCGUUUUUACCGUUACACACUGCCAACAGUGCCGGGGCUCGUGGUUGAUCUAGAGGCUAGAAGCACCUGUAUAAGAAUCCCUAAAACACGUCAUCCAGAGUUGCUGAAGGCGCUGAAUAAGUCUAAUGAGAGAGUGCUGGCCCUGGGCGCCUGCUUUAACGAGCAGGCCGACUCUCAUCUCAUUUGCGUGCAGACGGCAGAUGGACAGUACCAGACACAGGCCAUCAGCAUUCACAGCCAGCCACGCAGAGUCACUGGCUCGUGUUUUUUCGUGUUCAGUGGAGCGCUCAAACCUUCAUCAGGGUACUUGGCCAAGUCCAGCAUUGUGGAAGAUGGUUUGAUGGUCCAGGUAACCAUGGAGGCCUUGGCUGACUUACGUCGAUCUCUACGGGACAUGAAGGACUUCACAGUCACCUGUGGAAAACUCCCCCCAGCAGAGAGGCAGGAAUAUGUGCACAUUCAGUGGCAGGACGAAGAGCCGCGCUUCAAUAAAGGCAUCAUCAGCCCCAUCGACGGCAAGUCUAUGGAGUCUCUCACAAACAUCAAGACCCACCAGCGCUUAGAAUACAGAGCCAAUGGGAAGCUCAUACGCUGGACAGAGGUGUUUUUCUUGCUGAAAGAUCAACAUCCAAAUGGUGUUAAUAACCACAGCAGCCAGAACCGUCUGACAGAGCGUCUUGCGCGGGCGUUUUGUCUGGCACUGUGUCAGUCUCUGUGUUUGCUGAAGGAGGACGGCAUGACCAAACUGGCUCUUAGAGUCACCCUGGACGGCCAGAAGAUGGAGUUCUUGGCAGGCAGUAACGGGCAGCGCCUUCCAGCUCCGUACCAGGAAUGUCUUAACCAAUCAUUAACGUCCGUGGUGCAGAGUAACUCUCAGUACCAGGGUCUCGCCGCCUGCCAGCUGGAGCUCAUCUUCUAUAUCCUGGAGGACACAUCGUAGAGACGGACCAACCACUGUCAUGUGCCAACACUCCCAGAAACCUCACGAGCAAAACCUUUGGGUUCAGUAUCAUAUGAGAGUGGAGUGUAGUUUAGUCGAUACCCUACUGCUCACUGUGAAGGGUCUGGGGUUACAUCAUCAAAUGGAUUUAAAAAACUGCUAAUAUUUAUCUUUCAGUCAUGACUAGAUGUAUCAUUUUAGCUUAUCAGUCGACAGCACUAACAGCGCUUGGAACUAUUGAAUAAUGGCAAAAAUAAACACUUGUGGAAGCCCAUUUCUGCCUCAGAGUUAUAAAAAUAUAAUUCAUGGCAUUACUCAUAAUCGCAACUUCACACCUCGCUAUUGCGAUGAUUUCUCGUAAAACUUUAUAUCUCACAAUUUUUCACACAAAAUGCGUCCGUUUCUCUCAGUUGCACUUCUUAUCUCACGUGUGCAACUUUAUUUCUUAUUACAGCAUCAUAUUUCAAUAUUGUGACUAUUUCUCAUAAUUGUGAUUUUCUUAUAAUUCGUCACUUUUUAUUACAGUUAUUGUGAGUUUAUAUAUCACAGUUGCAGCUUUCUUGCAAUUGCGACUAUUUCUCAUAAUUGGAAGUUUAUAUCUCACAAUUGGCCCUUCGCAAAGACCCGCCUCCCUUACUAACUGUUGCUUUCUCAUGUUCUCACGCAGUGAAAAAUACAUCACAGAGCAAAGAAGACAGUGACAGUGCACCGACAGAUAAGACAGAGCAGGUUUACUUCUGCUAUGAAACAAAGUCUCAGCUUUCCAAUUUGGUCAUUUUGUAAGAAAUUCACACAAUGAAUGCCGUUUUGUUGCUCUUUAAUGUGACAUUAGUGUAGUUCAAGCAGCAUGUGAACCGAGCAUCUCUUUCUCGUUACUAAAUAUAGCGCAAAAUAAACAUGAAUGAACAUCAGAAGGUAUACUUGUUUCAACCACGGAAAGAUGUCAAUACACUGUUUUUCAAGUUAAAGUUUUCUGCAGUUAAAACAAGACACCUUCUAAUAUAUAUUUUUUUUGUUCAUAGUAAAUAUGAAAAGGCUCUGAGGGUCUAAAGCGAUCCAUGACGAUGCAAAAUUGCAUUUAUUGUUUGAAUUUCUUUAAAAAAAUGACAAAUUUAGAAAGCCGAGACUUGUCUGUUGGUGUGGCAAUGUAUUUUUCACUGUGUGAGAACAUGAGGUUUGGUGUGAGGGUGCCAUGGCUUGUCUUGUUGGACAUAGCAACAGUAACUAAGGUGGGCGGGUCUUUGCGAAGGGUCAAUUGCGACUUGCGAUAAUUCUUGUAAAAACCAUUUCUUAUAAUUACGACUUUGAAUCUCAUAAUUGCUCAUUUUUAUCACUAAUACUAUAUUUUCCACCAGAGUAAACAAUAACGUAAAACUGCAUUUCUUUUAACUGCAACCUCGUAUCUUGUUAUUUUUUGUCUAGUCUUUAUUUUUUACUCAUAAUUAUUUUAUUUCCACCUCGGAGCAGUGUUGUAACUGUCUUAAUUAUGACUAUAUCUCACAGUUGAAACAUUCUAGUAAUUUAAUAAUUUAAAUGUGACUUUAUUUCUUCGAAUCUAAACUUCACUUCUCGUAAUUGCAAUUACUUUAAGUGCAAAUUUGUGUCAAAAUUGGAACACCUAUGUAAUUGCAACCUUAUUUCUACCAAUUACGAUUAUUGUAUUACGAUUACUUUUCAUAUGAUUUCUUUCAUUUUCAUAACAGAGUCUGUACAAUACCUCAUUAUUAUAUUUUUUACCUAAUUGCUUAAAAACUCUUGAGGCAGAAAUAGGCUUCCAGAUCGAACCAAAGCCUCCAGUGGAGAAUGCUUGGUUUGUUGUGCUGUGUCUACACUAAAAACCAGAGCCAGGCACAAGACGAGGAUAUGAGUUUGAAUUCUUACACUAAAGUCAGUGCUGCGUUUCAGAGGGUUAGGUUAAAGUUACGCAUUCACAAGAACUGAAAUGUUAACGUUUUCAGUAUUCCGAUACCACAAAAGCCAUUAUCGGUCAACCUCUGGUGAUUGCCAAAGGCUCAUCUUUAACAAAUUGACGUAGCUAUCUGUAGUUUGUUCUCCUUCUCUAGACCUCGGCUCGGUCAGAAACAGGAUUUGAAACCUCGAGGCCUGAAACACGCAGACAAAUGAGGACCAAAGUGCAACAUGAAACCUGAUUCCAAAAUGAAUUGAGAUUUAUGAGCAUGACGUGAUAUUGGAGAGAGACUCCGUUUCUUCUAGUCUUCCACAUGUAGAACUCAUUGUAGCUUUGGCGAGCUCUGCUGUACUUCCUGAUAGAGGCGGGAGGAUGUUUUCCUUCUGAGUCACUGUACAAAUCCAUGCAACACCCUGUUCCCCAGCUUUCCUAGAGGAGUGCCCUGACCUCUGCCCUACAUUAACGCACACCUGCCUGGAAAAAAAGGCUCUAGGAAUUCAGCCAAACAAAGACGACGCUUGGAUAAACAGGAGAGAGAAUUAUACACACAGACUCUCAUGCAAUGUGAGCUCUAGGUCAUUUGUUCCUACGCCAUCUCCCUCACACACACUGCGUAGGAUGCUUGCUCAUCUGGUCUUCCUCUGUUGCUUUUCAGGAACUGAAUGGACUUUUUGUUUACACUCAACGUGCUGCACAUUCUUGAGAUGGCAAAUCCAGAUUAUGAAGGAGAAAUGCGGCAUGCACACACUUGAGUUUCCGACUGAACCCAAAACACAAGAAACGACAAGAGCGGAGAAGGAGAGUUACUCUUGCAUUCUUGUAAAUGAUUAAAAAGUAUUUUAAUAUGUUAGGCAU